Pararge aegeria (speckled wood butterfly) is the source of this 2737-nucleotide messenger RNA. Its product is annotated as zinc carboxypeptidase A 1-like. The record is from RefSeq and is a predicted model, not a curated record. Gene Ontology annotation, biological process: proteolysis. The transcript has 9 exons. The coding region runs from base 1 to 2250 and encodes 749 amino acids. NCBI's taxonomy places the organism in Eukaryota, Metazoa, Arthropoda, Insecta, Lepidoptera, Nymphalidae. Gene Ontology annotation, molecular function: zinc ion binding; metallocarboxypeptidase activity.
AUGGCGCGUCGCCUGGCGCUGCUUGCGCUAUUGGCUUGCGCGGCGGUCGCACUCCGCCCGCCUUCACGCCCUACCGAUACCUCCGACUCGGACUCCUCGGACCCCUCGGACCCCUUCGCGUUCUGGGACGAGUACGUCGAGUCCUAUGAGAAAACAACUCCGCCGCGAUUAGCUACAGUUAAACCUAAUACCAAAGUGUUACUCCGGAGUAAAGUUCCCAAAUCGAAUGUUACAAAGAAAAGUACUAAGAGUGACGAGAAGGUUAUUAAAACCACAAUCAACAUUUCCAGUCAUACGAACAUUUAUGUGACAAAAAUACCGCCGAUUAUUGAAUCGUUCACCAGCUCCUUUACAAGGAUUCCACAAGGAAUGUAUGUAAAUUAUAAUGAACAGCCGCCUUGGGUGAAUGGUGUGAGUCAAAUUUCGAGGUUCAGCACAAAAAAGCCGGCAAAGUCCCGACCGUCGACUACAAGACGUCCGCCCACAACUCCGAGACCUCGAACUACGACCAGGCGGCAACGUACGACCACGACACGGCGUCCUACGCGUACUGUUCGCCAAAAAACAAAAACAACCAAAGUGCCAAAACAAAAAGUGUCGUGCUCACAAAAAAAACCAGGAUGGAUCUCGAGCUUCUUUCAAGAUAACAAAAUAAAGAAAUCAUCUAAAAAGCAGGAGAAAUCAGGUUUCCUCUCCAGAAUAUAUAACUGGUUAGUUGGGUCGAAGAGCUCGUGGUUCAGUAGCGAGUGGUUUGAAGAAGAAAGAGAACAAAUACGAACAAAGACUACCACCCCAAUUCCUCCGACGACGUCUACGGAGAACUGGUUCCAAUCGUUUAUUGAAUCCGAAGAUAUUGACGAAACAAACAUGGCAAGCGAAACCAUAAAAAAGUCUGCAAAGAAAUCGCUUAAGAAAAACUACAAAGGAUAUCAACUCAUACGAGCAUAUCCAGAUGUGCUGUGGAAAGUGCAUUCUUUAUUAGAUCUGCAGGAAGAUGCAGAAGGCUCUGGUUUAAUGUGGUGGACAGCACCAUCUCUCAACAGUUCCACGGACCUUCUUGUGCCACCGGAUUUAUUGGUGGAUGUAAAGGAUCACUUAAAAUCGUACAAAAUCGAUUUUGAUGUUAUUAUUUGGGAUUUGCAGAAAGCAAUUGCCUAUGAAAAUCCUAAAUUAUCUAAGAAGCAGAGAUUAGAACUAGAACAACUGCAUGGUCAUCCAUUGACGUGGAGACGCUAUCAUCGUUAUGCAGACAUAUUGAGGUAUCUAGAAUACCUGCAGCAUUCGUAUGCUGAUAUUGUUGAACUUGUGCCUCUGGGUCGUACUUCUGAAGGACUUCCUUUAGUGGCAGUUAAGGUAUCAAUUCCAUCGAAUGAAACUCAAUCCAGCAGAUCUGUUAGCAAAGGACAAAAGAAAAAAUGGAAGCUCAGAUCCAACUUAAAGCCAGCUGUUUGGUUGGAUGGAGGAGCUCAUGCUCAAGAGUGGAUAGCUCCAGCAGUCACCACAUGGAUUUUACAUAAUUUAGUCGAAGGAGAUAAGGGUUUAGGUGCUGACCGCGAAGUUCUUAAUGAGGCUGAUUUCUACAUAAUGCCAGUGCUGAAUCCAGAUGGUUACGAGCAUUCGCACACUCAUGACAGGCUCUGGAGGAAGACCCGUUCACGUAGCCCCGACCACUCAGAUGAUUACUACGUCGGCUGGUUUCCCUGGAACUGGGGUCGCACGGAAUGUGUGGGAGUGGAUACGGACCGCAACUGGGAUUACCAUUGGAGCGAGAAGGGUUCGUCGUCCGACCCCUGUGCCGACAACUAUGCAGGCCCGCAUCCCUUCAGCGAGCCAGAGACACGGGCUGUCUCCGAAUUCUUGUCAGAACAUCGGGGACUAAUAAAGGUUUAUAUAUCCAUGCAUGCGUACUCACAAGCGUGGCUCUUGCCGAGUACUCAUUCGCACGCGUCCUUUGCGGAUGACGGUGUGUUGAUGGAGAUGGGCAAACUAGCCACGGCCGCUCUCGCAGACAUGUACGGAACAAAGUACCAGGUAGGAACGGCUGCAGAAAUAAGACAACCAGCUUCAGGAAUGUCUCAUGAUUGGGCGAAAGCGCGCGCUGGAAUCAAGUUCUCCUAUCACGUUGAUCUGCGGGACUCGUUUGGCCCCUAUGGCUACCUACUGCCAGGAUCGCAAAUAGUAUCCACGGCUCGUGAAACCUGGCAAGCAGUUAGAGCUAUUGUAGAUAAUUUAUCACCUGGAUUUAAAUAAAGUUUUGUUUUAAAUUAUAAGUAAAACACCUUGGUUGUAUUUUAGUGAGUUAGCACCUAGAAAUUGAAUAGGUUUAAUAUAUCAAUUAAUAGUUGUUUAAAAGUAGGCAUAUGAAUGUAAAUAUUUUAGUUUAGAUGUUCCUAAUAGAAUUUAGUAGAAAUUCUGUAAUUUUUUUUUCAUAAGAACGCGCCUGCUUCGCUGCGGUUCUUUCUGAUAAUAAAUCCCAUUCCAAUGGGAACGUAGGGAUAAAAAGUAGGUAUAUCAUAACAAUACUCUUGUAAUGUAAACAUGUAACAUCGCUGUUUAAAAAAUUCAAAUCAAUCCAAUGUCAACUUCUCGAGUUUUGCGAUACCUACCUACCUACUGUUCGCAAAAGUUGUUAAGCUAAAUUUUUAUUUGCUCAGAUAAUUGCAUUUAUUUGAUUAUUGUUAAUUGAGUAGUAAGUCUAAUGAUAAGUUGAUGUUUAAUUAAAUACUGUAAAACUGAA